AUGGGAAUAUAAGGUUUGUUGCAGUUGCUGAAACCAGCUCAGCGUGACUGCAAUCUCUCAUAGUUUAGAGGCCAGACAGCGGCUGUAGAUGUGAUGACUUGGCUUUAUAAAGGUGCAUAUGCUUUCUCUUAUGAGUUAGGACUGGAUUAAUAGACGCUGGGAUUUCUUUCUUACCCACUCAAAAUGCUCUGCUUAGUGUAAUAGUAUGGAAUCAAGCCUAUCUGUGUCUUCGAUGGUUUGCAUCUUAAAGCCAAGGAGGCUACUGAAAAGGUUCGCUCGCAUAAUAAAUAGCUGAAUAAAGAACUAGCAAUGUAAAAUGCGGAAGAUGGUAAUGAAGAUGAGGCAAGAAAAUACUUCAUGCGUUCACUUAUAUUAAGAACUAAAAUGAUUGAUUUGUUCCAGGACAUACUCAAAAAAUUAGGCAUAGAAAUGGUAGUAGCUCCUUAUGAAGCAGACUCACAGAUAGCUUAUAUGGUUAAGGCAGGAAUUGCUGAUUUUGCUAUUAGUGAAGACUCCGAUCUAAUAGCUUACGGGUGUCCGAAGUUACUAAUGAAACUAAAUUUCAACGGCUAUUGCAAAGUGUUCAGUAUGACAGAUUUUUAACAGAAUUAAAAAAUUACCGAUCAGUCACUAAAGUACUUGCAAACAAUCACUCGCUAGCAGUUUGUUCAAAUAUGCAUCAUGGCUGGUUGCGAGUAUCUCCCCUCUAUUUAGCAAGUAGGACUAAAGGUAGCCAUAAAGUAAUUUAUGAAGAAUACAGGGGACGUUGAUAAGGUGAUUGAGGAAAUGAAGAAAAGCAAGACUUUCAAGGAGAGAAUACCUGAUGAGUACCUGCCAGCUUUGAAGAAAGUUCAGUAACUAUUCUUUUAUCAAACUGUCUAUGACCCAAGAACUAAAAAGCAGACAACCUUAGAUGAAAUUAAAGAGGAAGAAAAGAUUGAGCUAGAUCUAGAAUAUAUGGGUGAGCACAUAGAUGAGGCUAUUCUUGAGAACUUUGUAAAUGGCAGAUUAAAAAAGUCAACACUUGUGAUUAGAGAGGACUACAUAGAUGUGAUAGAUUUCAAGAAACUAUUAUCAGACUACACAGAUAACUUGAUCACAGAACGCUCAUUAGUUUGUCGAGACAAGAAUUUCUUCAGUAAUAAUUUCUAGUAAUCAGAUCGAGAUCAAGGCAAGUAGUACUAGUAAGAAUAAGAUCAAGCAAAUCGAAAUGAUGAGGAAAGCAAAGCAUCCUCGUAGAAGGUGUUCUAGCCAAAAGGACUUAUAACUGAGAAAAAGAAGAUAUUUGACAAUGAUCUUGGAUUCUUUAUGGAUGAUGAGGACGAUAAUGACGGGCAUAAUAUCUUUUUGGAUUCGGAUAAGGAGAACGAGCAUUCUUAGAUAGUAGAGCAGAUGCAGAAAUCUAAGAUGCUGCCGUAGGUUAACAUGCUUGAGAAUAAGAUGGUCUAGAAUGAUCUCUCUCAGAUCUCCAAGAUAUCUCAGGAUAUGUAGAGAUUAAGAUCAGAUCAAAGGUAAAGCAUGAGUGUGCCCUCAACUCCUGUAUAGAAUCAAAGUCAAAAGGUUAAUAAAUUUGCCAGGAAUAACAAUAGUAAUCUGAACAAUGAAUAGGCUGGCUAAGAUAUCAAUGAAUCUUCCUAGAAGGAUACUCUAGCUAACAAAGGCAAUGGCAUGAAUGCUUUCAAGAAAUUUGACAACAUCUUACCCAUACUCGAGGAAGAAGAGCAUAAAGGAGAGAAGACUAAAAGAAAUCUAAACACUAUUGAAGCAUUUGCUAAGGAAUAAGCGAUGCAAGUUGAGAAGCCAAGUAAAAAGGAAAAAGAGAAAAAAUAUGAAAAGAUUUAUUAACCAAUCAAUUAUUGUUGGGAAAUAAAUACCAUUCAGUUAGCAGUUUAAUUUGACUAAUCUGGUAGCAAUGGAAGGUCUGUUCCUCCACCAAGUUCACACCUAAACAUACCUCAAACAACUACAACACCAUAUAGAGAAUAUAUAAAUGAGGUACUCUCUCCAACAUACGAGAGAUAUCAAGUUAUUAGCCAAAAUACUAGAUUCGAUAAUGGAAGUAUGCUAAGUGCUGACUAAAAAUCCUCAACAUUCUUCCCCAAAAUUAUUAGAAACAAUCCUAAUCAUGAUAAUAAUACUAUUAUUGAGGAAAAAAUUUAAUAUGAAAGGACUAUUUCAUAAGGAUCUACUACGAGGCAUAGGAAAUCUUACAGCAACUAAAAAACCAUGGCAAGUAGUAAUUCACAUCCAAUUAUAGAUCAAGCUGGGAACGCUUCAUAAAUAUCCAAAACUCAAGAAAACCCUGCAAUCGCAUACCAGAACAUCCAGCAUAAUAGUGCCCUUACAUCAAUCGCCUUACCUGUCCCAUCAUAAUCAAUUUCUCCAGAAAAGAAGUCAUUUAGAAUAAAAUAUAGUCAAAGCAUUAAAAGAAGCUCGUAGAAAUUUGAGAGGAAUAAUGAUUCUACUUUAGAUAAAUAUCAAGUGAGUGUUAAGUAGCCUAGUACCAUAAUUGACCUCAAGUCAAUGAAUUCAUAAAUUUCAGGACAGUCAACUACUGAUCCUUACCUCAAUAAUCAAUCUUAGAUGAAGAAGCACCACUCUAAUCAACAAUCGAAUGCUCAAUCAAGCAAGGAGUUUAUUUAAUUAGGUCCACAUGUUGCAGACAAACCAAGGCUUGUAGAAGCUCUGAAUGUUUAGCCUCUUUAACAAAAGAAAAAUUAGUAGAUGACUCAAAUUAAACAGAAAUAUCCAACAAACCCUAUUACUUAAGUUGGCACGGGCCCAAAUGAUUUAGCAUUUGAAAAUUAUCUCAAUAAAAACCUAAAGGAUGAUACCUUUGCACCGACAGUUAUGAGUCAUUACUAAUCAAUACAACAAUAGAAUAAUCUUAAUAACGAUCAAAUACUAAAGGCCAUUAAAGAAAAUCAAACAAGAGCAAAUCAAAUGAGCACUCUAACUAUCAACAAAAAUAACAAAGAAACAAUUUAAGGUUUUAUAAAGGAAAAAUAAGAAGAAUUAAAUAAUGAGACUAUUGAAAUGAGAAAUAGAAUUUAGGAAUAGAAAAAACGCCAUAUCUCUCCUUAAAAACCUCCACUGCCAAGUGAUAAAAACAAGUAUUUCAGAAUAGGUAAUGGAAUGCAUGGAGAGCUUGUCCCUCUCGCUGGGAUCACAACUAAUAUGUAGGAAAACUAAUAAACCUUUUAUGUUACACCUAAUAUUGCCUAUGAAUCGUUGCUAGCUAACCCAGGACUUUAAAAUCUUCAUUUGAUAACUUAAAAAACAGAGAUGAUGAUUGGUAGAAAAUUUGAUGCUUCUCUGUAUCUAGCCUAAACACAAAUGCUUAGUAAUAAUAUAAUUAGCGGGACUAGUAUUUAAUAGCCAGUGGGUACAAAAAAUAGUUUAUUAUCAGGGAUGCUUGCUAGUAGGAAAGAGCAAGUGGACCUUAAGAAUGAAAUUGAGAUGAUGAGACAGAACAAAAAGUAUACAGAUGAGAUGCUAAAAGAUUGCUUAUUUAAAAAUGAUAAGCUCAGUUUUGAGGCUCUUAAUCAUCUAAAUAGUAUUAUUCAAAGUUAAAGAGCACUUAAAGAUAGAUUAAAAGUUGCAAAUGGUAUGGUAGGUUCCCAAAUCUCAUAUGUAUCUGAAACUAGCAGUGUGGAUGGAAACAAAGGUUCUGAAUCCCCAUUUUAAUUGAUAAGAAGUAUACUUGAAGCUAAGGCCAUAAAAGAAAUAAAGGAUGGAGAGCUAAGUAGUAGGUCAGCGAGUUAUUAUGAGGAAAAUCAACUUCAUAAAUUAAUUACAAGGACUCUAGAAAAUUAUAGAACAUAGCAAAAUAAUUCAAUCAAGAAUCCAACACUUCCGUAGACUUAAAGUACACCACGUACUUAAGUGAAAAGUACUAUCAUCAGAAAUUCUGUUUAGAACUAGAUUUCACCCUAAUAAACUUCUAAAAUGAAGGAUAAAACCUCCCCAAGAGCUCCUUUGAAUCUUCAUCCCGAACCAAGAAUCACAAUUUAUCAUACACCAAGUGAUCAUUUAAAUGAUCAUCCAAUUAAUAAAGCUAUUUCAAAAAUAAAUUACAUAAUCAAGCUUAUCUUUAAAGCUCAUAAAGAACUCCCAACUAUGAACCAAUCUAGUAUUGUAGGGCUUAAUCAGAACCUCAAUAAUCAGCCUUAGCAUGUUGUUGAGGAAGCUAAGUUUAACGAAAUAUAAAGAAUGGCUAAACAAUUUAACAUUACUAUUCCCAAGAGAUUUGACAACAAAACUGCUCAUCGUGAGUAUUUCUCUUCUAAAGAGUUCAUUGUUAAUAUCAAAACAAAGAUGAAUGCUAUGCUUCACUAGGCUAUCAAUGAGUCAAAUGGAAUGACUUAAAUAUUAGCUUAAUAUCAAAACAAUGGCAGUGGUGUUUAAGUUUCAUAAAAGUUUUAUAUUGGAAGAGGUAAUAAUGAUGCAGCAGUUAGAAGUGUUUUGAAGUAAAGAUCUUGGUGGAUAUAACAUACUGAUGAAGACUUUGAAGAAGUGAAUUUCCUCUGGACUUAAUGGAAAAAAUAAAAACAUAUAGAUUAUUUGGCUAAUAAUGGAAACAACUCAACCCAUAAAAGUCUUAAAUUUUACAAUAAGAUGGAGCAGAAUAAGUAAUUGACAAAUAAGAAAGGUGUCUUCAUAAACAUGAGAGAAUAUUAUCUGUCUAUGGAGCAAGAUCCAUUCGAAAUCCUUCCCUUAACCUUUCUUGUUAAAAGUGGUGUUAAUGACCCAGAGUUUAGAAGAUUCUAAGAUUAUUUCAAUAACCUUAUAUCUAAGUCAAAAUAAAUUGAGCUAUAACGGGCAGAAGCAUUAUAGUUAAGGAAUAAGCAAUUGUAAGAGAUUAAAGAUUAAAAGGAAUUAGAGAGACAACAAAAAAACAACAGCUUAAUUCUUCCAAAUUUAAAGAAGAAAAAAGCUAGUUACGUUUCUGAUGAAUCAGAUGAUGACGAUGAUGAUUCAAACUAUUCAGAUGAAAAUCAUGAUCAUAUGGGUGAAUAGGAUGAGGAAAUAAAGGAGAUUAAGAGAAAGUUCAGAGUGCCCAAGAAUGUUUGGAUCAUAAAGCCAGGUGAAAACACUAAUAGAGGCAAUGGUAUCAAUGUCUCUUCCAACCUAAAUGAAAUAAAAUCAUUAGUUCAAAAGGCAAAUACACAAAAAGAAAAGACCUACAUCAUUUAGAAAUACAUAGAUUAUCCUUUGCUGAUUAAUAAUCGUAAAUUUGACUUUAGAUGCUAUGGAAUCAUGACCUCGAUAAACGGUAAUUUGAAAGGUUAUUUUUAUGAGGAUGCUUACAUCAGAACAAGUUGCAAAGAGUUUGACAUAGAUAAUUUAGCAAAUAAAUAUAUUCAUCUGACUAAUGAUGCUGUUUAAAAGCAUUCAUAAGACUAUGGAAAGUUCGAAAAUGGGAAUAAAAUGAGUCUAUCUGAUUUCCAGAGAUAUCUUAAAGGUGCUUUCCCCGGAUACUAGAUUGAUAUUAAAAGAGAUUUAAUGCCUUAAAUUAAGAAACUUAUUACCGAUUCUUACAGAGCUGCUUACGGAAAGAUAGACCCCGGUAGACUUCAUAAUUCUUUUGAGUUAUUCGGCUAUGAUUUCAUGCUAGAUGAAGAUUUUAGAUUAUACUUGAUUGAAGUAAAUACAAAUCCUUGCCUAGAAAUGUCUUCUCCACUAUUAGCUAGAAUAAUACCAGAAGUUCUAGACAAUGCAUUUAGACUAAUCCUGGACCCUAUUUUCCCAUCUCCAGAUUUAAGUAAUGUCAGAAAGUACUCCAUUAAUGAGAUUCCUCAAGAACUUAAAUUUACCUUGGUAUUUGAUGAGCAAAUAGAUGGUCCAGAUCUGAGGAAGCUACAAAAUAAAUUUAGCGGAAUUAAAGAAGAGAUUGAAUCUGAUGAAGAGGAGGAGCUAAAUAAAGAAGAGAAUGAAGAGGAAUAGCAAGAGAGUCUAAAUGAUAAAACUAUCGAUUGA
Molecule: messenger RNA, 5979 nt
Organism: Stylonychia lemnae
Lineage: Eukaryota; Ciliophora; Spirotrichea; Sporadotrichida; Oxytrichidae
Source: the annotation of a GenBank genome assembly